CAAGAGUGGAACAAUUGCGGACAUUCCAGCCGCGAGGCCAUGGAGCUUGGUUGUGUGAUGGACCCGCCGCUCAACUCAUGGAUGCCCCCGCAGUGUUACUUCCACGAGCUCACGUCGUCGCUGCCGCCCAUCUUCGAGAACCGACAGUACUACAGCGACGUCAACAUGACCCAGGAGAUCACAGUGCAGCAGCUGUACGACGGAGAGUUCCCGAGUGUCUACACAAUGCGGUACCACGACGAACACUGCCUUUUCCAGUGGAGAAAGCUGCAGUACGCCUUCGAGAAGAAAAUGAAGUACAUCGACACCAAGACGUCCAAUUACCAGCAUUCGAAGCAUUGUGCAGACGCGCUGCAGGAAGGGCGGGAACCCCAGACCGGGCUUGGCCAGGAGGUUGUGCUUGGCUUCUACCGUUGUCAUAGGACUACUUGGUGA
Molecule: messenger RNA, 435 nt
Organism: Cryphonectria parasitica EP155
Lineage: Eukaryota; Fungi; Ascomycota; Sordariomycetes; Diaporthales; Cryphonectriaceae
Exons: 2
Source: RefSeq, a predicted model, not a curated record